UAACACCGUUGUCAAGGCACCGAUAGGAAGAAAGGCUGCAACGGGAAGCGACUGCAGUGUCCUGAGACUGAGCUUGAAGAAAGUUAGGUACAUUUAGCAGGUAAAACAGACGCACGCUUCGCGCACUAGGCGUUGUCAUGACGCCUUUUGCUUUAACGAUACGACAGUCCGCGAGCUAACAAUCAGAAACACGGACCGCCGCUCGGGAGGGCAGAAGACAACGUUGUCUCUUGUCACAGAGACAGCGACCGCUUGCUCGGUCAACUAUUCUUGGUUUUCCAGAAAAAUGGACAGUUUGAAUCAAGCACUGCAUGCAAAGUCCAUGUAAACAGAACGACCUUGAGAGACUGAUUCACAUUAAUUAAAGAUGUGACCCCACAGAUAUCCUGUUUAGAGAAGGGUUUGCCAUGCCUAAGAAGAUUUACUCCAGCGGCAGACAUUAGUAUAAUGAUGGUGUGACCAAACAGCAGCCAUGUCCAGCAAGACUUCCUCUAAACGUCGUUAUCAACCAGCAGCAGAGUUUGAUGAUGCCACUAUCGCCCGCAAAAGGGAAUAUUGGAGAAGUAAGAAAAGAGAGCAGAGGGCGAGAAAGUCAUCUACCAAAAAGAAGAUUGGAAAUGAAAAUCUGCGCUUGCGCAUGUCUGUUGUAAGUGUAGCCAGCGAUGAUCCCUCUCAACAUAAUCAUAAUGUUUCAUUGAAACGUGAAGAUGCUGAUGCUCCUAAAAAUUCCUACAGCUCAGGUCUAUCAGUAUCUGAGAGUAAUGUCACUGUGGUGCCAUCCCAAAAGAUGAGAUGGUUUCAAAGGACCAAGCCCAACCAUGCUUUACCUCAGUACCCAGAAACAAGCACAAAUUCCCUAAAGGGUUUAAUGGGCAAUAAAAAAUUAAAGUCCUCAGAUACAGGGUCAUCAACAACAAAUGCUUCGAUGGUUGCAUCUCUCUGCCCUACCAUCCAUUCGGUGCCUACAACGUGCUUUGAAUUGCAUCCAAACAAUAAUCCUCCUCAAAAAUCUAAAUCAGGAAUGUCAUGCCUUAAUGGCAAGCAAUUGACAACAUCUCUGCAAAGCCAUGUGUCCAUGGUUUUACCAGAGCACAGAAACCAAAAUAUGCCUCAGAACUCACUUAGACCCUUGAUCUGUGCAGAAUGUAAGGUUCGUGAAAACCAGAGAUCUGUGACUAAGAGAAGAACAUGUGCCUUUGCUUCAGAGCACAACAUGGGAGGAGCUAUAACUGAAGAAGAGAUGGUUGCUAAGCGUAGAGAGAACUGGCGUAUCAAAAAGCGAGAACAGAGAGCAAAGCGUGCUGCAAAGCUGUCCAGGGACCGAGAAGGGAGUCUCAGUCAAGGACAACAUUUAUCUGGUGGUAUCAUGCAUACUUCGUCUCAUACUAAUAGUAAAGCCUUGAGAGGAAAGAGCCUCAUCUCGAAUCUUGUAUCACUCAAUCAACAGUCACUGGGUGCAAAAUGUAAUGGUUCUCGGACAACACAACUACAUGUUCAAAGUACUAAACCAAACCAUGCAUCCUUAACCCCUGCUAUUUUGCGGUCAUCCUCAAGUAAAUUCAAAUCAAAAGUACAAAAAUUUGCACACACUAAAAAGAGAUGUCAAAAACAAUUGAGGAAAUCCUUCCUCUCUGCUUUCAAAGUCGAGUCUCCAGAGGACCGCCAUGCCAGGCAGAAAGAGUACUGGAAAAUUAAGAAGCGUGAGCAGAGAGCAAGACUGUCUAUGGCAACAAAAGCACGCCUGAAGGAAAGAGAUGCACUAAAGCAUCAUGGGAGACACUCCCACCACAAUUUAAAUCAAGCAUGUGGAGUUCAAGCGAGCAAAGCAAGUGCAAUUGCAGUUCCCUCAGAUACCACUGGUGGUUUUAUCAAAGAAGAUGGCACGGUGACAGUCUCCAUUUCAAAGACAUCUCCUGAGGCUUCCCUACCCGCAAGUCAAGACAUUUCCAAUGUGAAAUGCAUUGGAAAGGUAAAACUCCAGGUUCAAGGAAAUUCUCACCAGAAUCAGCCAGCCACAAAGCUAUAUUCCGCUUCAUGCAACAGUUCCAGUAACUGUACUAAUGCUCACCAAAACUCUCAAGUAAAAUCUAGGUUAAGCAGAGGAGCAGUUAUGGGCAGUAUGACAGUCACCAUCCAUUCUGAAACCCCAACAGAAGAAGAAAGGGUCGCCCGUUUGAGGGAGUACUGGAGAAUAAAGAAACGAGAGCAAAGGGCUAGUCGAGCUGCGCGACUUGGAAAUGGUCUGCUUAGGUCGAAGGUUUUAGUGUUAAAGCAGAGAGAGCAAAACAAGAAGUCAAACCAAAGGCAGAGUAUUACUUCAUCUGUGACCAGAACAACUAUGACCAGUGCCCCAACGCCUAUAAAAGAAGAGCCCAUCUAUCCCACUAUACAAGCUGUGUUUUCCCUUCCAGAAAUGAAUUCCUUCCUCAGUGUUAAAGAUAGCAAACCUUCACCCUGUGCUUCUUUAGAAUCAGACAUUGAGCCUCCAACAGCUGUGGACCACAACUCCACAACUCUUCAGGCUGUUGCCUCCAUGAAAAAGCUCCUGGAGGAAACACUUUGCACACCAGAAGAAAAUAAUGCCAACGAAAUGCAUUUCAAGUGUGAAAAUGAGCCUCUUCCGUUGACUAAAGAUGACCUUUUAACAUCUGAAGAUGCAAAGCCAAGUCUUACCAUACAACAAAAUGUCUUAUUACAGUGUGACCUCUCAAAAGACACAAGCCUUAAAGAUAUCAAAUUGAGUCCUGAUGCAUCAACUUUUGAAAACACCAGUAAUUAUAAGACUCAUGACGUCUGUCAAGAGGCUACAGAUGGAAGUCAUGACACAACUCAAGUGGCACUGCAACCUCAGAAGUUAAGUGACGAUGGAGCAUAUCCCAAGCAGACCUGUCCUUCCAAAGCCUUGCAAGAGCAGAAGUUUGGUGAAAGCGAUGAGCUUCAACGAAAGAGAGAGUAUUGGCGGUUGAAGAAGAGACAACAGAGGGCUAAAAAAGCCAACAAAGAUGCAACUAAACAUGCAUUUCAACGUAAUCUUCCACCGAUCCCACAGAAGCAAACACGAAGCGUAACUCUCAUGCAAGCCAUAUCCCAGGGCGCUUCCACACGCAUUCCCAUUCAGAAACAAACAAGCAGGUGCACCAAGCACUCAGUUCCACAGCCUACAGAUAAAUCAAAAUCUGAAAGAAGUCAAAUAGUGGCAAUGCCAAUUCCACAAGAAGAUCCAGAGGAGGUCAUAUGUAGAAGACGUAUGCAGUGGAGGAUCAAGAAACAGGAACAGAGAGCUAGAAAGGCAGCACGUGAAAUAAAACUAUGCCAGAUGAUGGUACCUUCACAAGACCGAGAUUCACAGGUAAUAAUUCAGAACUCCACCAGUCUCUGCUCAGAAGUAGAUCAGAGUGUAAAAUUAGAAGACCAAAUUGGCUGCUUUGAUGAAACAUGUCAACCUGCACUCAAAGAGGAAUCAUGCUUUGCACCAAAUGAGGCAACGGAGGGACCUUUAUCACCGGCACAGUGGAGAAAUGUCUACCUCAUGGACUUUGAUCCUGUCAACCCGUUGUUGGUGUGUAUGGUUUGUGGAGAGCAGCAGUACUCUGUGAGUGUGGAAGGGGUGAAGGCUCACAUUGAGGAGGUGCAUCCUGAUACACUAUCAUUGGGAGACCUUGAACGUCAAGGCAUUCUUGAUACCUGGGAUAAACAGGUGGCCGCCCGAGAGCACUUUAUCACCCACCAGCUUCAACAGCGAUGCGGCGGUAACGGGGACAUCUGCAUUUCAGGCUUUGAAAAUACUAAUUUGCUACAAAAAUGUGAAUGAACAGAAUUUUACCUGCACAGUCAAAAUUGAAGCUGAGGUCAAAGCCGAAGACUUUGAGUAAACUAAUGGGUGACAGACCAGACCGGACUUGUCCCGAUGGCCAUCUAGUGGACGUGGUCUCCACUGAAAAUCGAACUUUCUUUUUUUUAAUUCUUAAUGAUUCGGUUUUCUUACAUUUUUCUUUGUAAGUUCCAUCAGUCAUGUAAAUCAGAGUACUGAGCCUCAUUAACUCUACUUUUAAAUUCUGGUAAUACUCCAAACAGUGCAUUUGCAGAUCCUGUAAAUCAGUUUACAAUAUAAGAUCCAUUUGUAAAAACUUUCACACAUUCUCUCACUCUCUCUCUCACAAACAGCAUGGUAAUCUAAAGAACUGCAUUUUGAGCUUGUAUUUUCAAUAUUUAUUUCUGUACAGUUUAUGCAUUUUUGAAAACAUUUUACAAUAAAUGUUCUUUUUGUAAUUGUU
Puntigrus tetrazona (Sumatra barb) is the source of this 4274-nucleotide messenger RNA. RefSeq lists its product as uncharacterized. Lineage: Eukaryota; Metazoa; Chordata; Actinopteri; Cypriniformes; Cyprinidae. Bases 473 to 3811 code for a protein of 1112 amino acids. The record is from RefSeq and is a predicted model, not a curated record. Gene Ontology annotation, biological process: negative regulation of DNA-templated transcription. The transcript is spliced from 6 exons.